Molecule: messenger RNA, 4992 nt
Organism: Bactrocera neohumeralis
Lineage: Eukaryota; Metazoa; Arthropoda; Insecta; Diptera; Tephritidae
Gene: bowl
Product: protein bowel
Exons: 3
Coding region: 659-3271 (870 amino acids)
Biological process (GO): embryo development; regulation of transcription by RNA polymerase II; embryonic pattern specification
Cellular component (GO): nucleus
Molecular function (GO): RNA polymerase II transcription regulatory region sequence-specific DNA binding; DNA-binding transcription factor activity, RNA polymerase II-specific
Source: RefSeq, a predicted model, not a curated record
ACGCAGUCAAUCGGUGGCUCAGUGGCUCGUUGGCUCUUUUGUAUAACGUUGCAACUGGUUUUUGGCUAACUUGGUGGCUGACGCUUGUACGUCACGUCGUUUGGGAGGAGCGCGAGCACACGGCGCUCUGAGCGCAUAGCAUAGAGCGACAAUCAUGAGGGUCACAGGUGUUCGUAAGCAUUACGGCGGUGUGUUGCAGUGAGUUAGUCGGUCUAUACUCUCACCCACUCUCUCGCUCUCUGUAGCAGCUUGAUGGGCGCUCUUUUCAAAUUGGGUGCAGCAGAAGGUUUUUAGGCUCGUUGCCCCCAACGGUGCCACUCUCGGUUUAGUCUUGAGAAGUUGAUCGUACCAAACACACCUGUAGACAAACGUAACGGUCGAAACGUAGUGAGCAACCAUACGGACGGUUUGGGUUUUGCUCUGUUUUUAUUGUUGUUUUUUUUUUCGUUUGUGUGCUACGCUCGUUUUUCCCAUCGUGUUUGGCUGUUUGUGCAUUGUCUCCACAACACCGACAAAUACAACGCGUUCACCAAUACAUGAAAGUGUCGUGUACAACAACUACAACUAAUAUACUGUUACUAACUUGGCCAUGCCAAUGACGCGACGGUGAGCGCCACAAGGUUACCAACACGCGUCAACGUCAAGUGCUAACUGAAAAAUGCCUACCGAAACUACAAUGCUAGAGGACCGUCCUGGCGGCGGUGCCAUGACUAUGACGCGUCCGAGCCGCCUGGAACAAUUCUUGCAAGCGCCUGGCGCUGGCGGCGCGUCGGAACAACGUAGCGCGUCUAGUGGACGUGUGCCGGGCGGCGCUGCUGCCGCCGCGGCCGCUGCAGCUGCUUAUGAGACACAACUCGCUUACCAACAUCAUUUGGUGGCGGCUGGUUUAAUGGGCGCUGGCGGUGGCGCGGCGAAUGCGCAAGCGGCUCACUCUGCCUUCGUGCCGGUGCUGCCAUCACGUAACGCUAUGCGCGCGCCAGGCGCCGCCGCCAUUUAUGGUGGCAUGCUGGACGCGGAGGUGGCCAAGGAGGCGAGCAAACGUCACGGUAGUAAUACAAAUUUCGAGAUCAUCUCCAUGAUGGCGGAUAAGCGCAAGGAGUUGGCGUUGCGCGAGGCUGCCGCGGCGGCAAUGUUGAUGCAACGACCACCUGGGCAGGGUCCACCACCGGGUGUGCCUACUGCUGUUAUGUAUCCACCACCACCGUAUUUGGGCGGACCGGGCCCAUCACCAACUGGCGCCGGCACAUUCGCCUUUCCAUCGGCAGCCGCAACGGCAGCGUUGUUUCCCGCUGGGCUGCCACCAACCAUGCACGCCGGUUUGGAUCGCCGUUUGUUGCGCGCGCCGGGACGCGCAUCACGUCCGAAGAAGCAGUUUAUUUGCAAGUUCUGUAAUCGUCAGUUCACCAAGUCCUACAAUCUGCUGAUACACGAGCGCACGCAUACCGACGAGCGACCGUAUUCGUGUGACAUAUGUGGCAAGGCGUUUCGCCGGCAGGAUCAUUUGCGCGAUCACAGGUACAUACACUCCAAGGAGAAGCCAUUCAAAUGUACCGAAUGUGGUAAGGGUUUCUGCCAGUCGCGCACACUCGCCGUCCACAAGAUCCUACACAUGGAAGAGUCGCCGCACAAGUGCCCCGUCUGCAGUCGCAGCUUCAAUCAGCGCUCCAAUUUGAAAACGCACCUGCUCACGCACACCGAUCACAAGCCGUACGAGUGUUCUUCCUGUGGCAAAGUGUUCCGACGCAAUUGCGAUCUGCGACGUCAUGCGCUCACACAUGCGGUCGGUGAUGGGCCGUCCGAGUACGUGGAUGUGGGCGAAGAAGAUGAAGGCCGGCAUUUGAGUGGUGAUGAAGAGGACACACUACUGGAAGUAGAUUCACCGCGACAAUCGCCGAUACACCGCUUACACAGCGGCACGCCAACACAAGAGCUCGGCGGUGCUGCUGGGCAUGCAGAGAAGUCUAGCGGAGAGGCACGCGCAGCAGCGCGCAUGCGUCUCAAGCGUAAGGCAUGCUAUGAUGCAGCCGAAAUUUCAGAUGAAUCAGAAGAAGAGUUAGACGAGGAUGAUGAGUUGGAUGAGGCCGAGCUGGAGGAUGAGGCGGAGUUGGGCGAAGAUGAGGACGAGGAAGAAACAGCGCAAAAUAUGCCAAAAGUUGGUUUACUAGAACCGCGUCCAACCGGGCAGGGUGUAACACAUUGCCAUCACGAAGGCGGUGAAAUGUACACUAUGCGUCCGACGCAUGAAACGCGCGACUUACAUGAUUCAAUGCAUGCUAGCGAUUCGCCGCACACUUUUAACGCACCGCCAACCGGUUCUGCUUUCAUGCCGUCCUCGCCGAGCGCACGUUACAAUCCGAUGCGCGCGCUACCCGGCACUGGUGAAUCCAUACAUUCGCCCUCCACAUCUAAUGGGCCCGAACCGUACAUACCCAUGUUACAUGUGCGUAGAGAUCUCCAUCCAAAAGCGUUACUAUUAAGCGCCGCCGAAAUGAAAGGUGCAAAUAUAAUGCCACCAGGUGUAUUGGUUGGCGCAUCACCGCUGCCCACACCAACACAACAACCACCACCGACGGCGUCAACAAUUUCAUUGCCACCAGUGUUAACGCAGGCGCAACAAGCAAGCGGUAUAGCGCCGGCAGCGCCACCACCACCCUUACCGCCGCUCUUAGAUACAGGCAAGAAUUUACAACAGCCGCUGCACUCACCGCUCGAAUCGAUGCCCAGUUUUCUUGGUUCCAUACCGAUACGUAAGCGCAUUGUGGGACUCGAACAAAUGGCCGAGGCGCAACGCGCCUACAACGCGCACACGCAAAGCGCCGGUCUCAUGGCACUCAAUAUGACGCGCACGCAUGCCGCGCUGAAAGCAGCGCCACCGCCGCCACACACUCUGCUCCCGGGGAAACCAUAUAUGUCAAGCGUAAAUCAAGCGCCGCUCUUAUGUGAGUCUAAAUCGCUGUUGGCUGCCGGUGGUGGCAUUGCUGUUGGUAGCGCGCAUGCUGACACGUCAGCGCUGCUGAGCCGGGAAGCGGCAGUGGGUAUAGCGCCAUUAACGAGCGCCAGCAGCAGCAGUGAGCGUCACUACCUGUUGCCACCUAAUAAUGCAGUUAAUUUGAAUACUCAGGAGCCGUUGAGUGGCGUUGGCGCAACGCGCCCAUCACUAUCACCAGCAUCUACGGCGAUGACUAUGCAACCACAUCAGCAGCAGCAGCAAGCAGCGCCACCACCUACGCGUCGCACCGGCUUUAGCAUAGAGGAUAUAAUGCGCCGCUGAGGUCGUGUUUGCUGCCACGACAUUCCUAUAUUUUACUUUUUACCAUACCGCAAUGGUUUCUUUAAGAUUUUUGAUAUACUAUUUGCUAUAAAUUUAUGUUUAAAUAGUUUAUAGAAUACAUUUACAAUCCUCAAGUGCCUUCUCAUAUGCUAUGUACGUAUAUUCUAGUGCUUCAAAGCCAUGCUAUGUAUACUUAAGUUAUCCACACACAUAAUUUAAUUAGUAUUUUCGCUUAGCUUAAGUUGCUUAUAGCUGUACUUUUAUGCAAAUCAGUGAGCUUUUUAUUUGUAAAAUUUCAAUUAUUUUUCCCACAUAUUAUUUUAUAUAUUACAGUAUGCAUGUACACACACACAUAUUUAUAAAAAAAUAUAUGUAAAAUUAGUUUUAAACAUCAUAAGUUACUAGUUUAAUAGCUCCGUUAUUUAGGUAUGUAUGUAUGUUUUCUACUUGCCGGGCACUUAGUGCUCUUAAAUGAGUUACGUAUGUAUGUUUACGUAAAAUAUUAUAAUAAUGAAUACGUUUACUUAAUAAAGCAACAAAAGUAAUAAAAAUGUAUAACGAGUUGAGCAACGCAUUCUUUUAAGUAAUUUUAAUAAGUAAUAUUGUAAGUGGAUCUUAUGUAACCGAUUGAGUUGGAAGAAAUUUGAAUAAAAUUGUAUUACAAGCAAGAAACUGUAAAUUUUUCAAACGAGGAUUAAACAAACUCAUCUAUAUUGUAAAACAUGUCCAUAAUAAUUUUCAUAUAAAUUUUGUGCUGCUGCACCCGAAAAGCAGACUACAGUUUCUUAAAACAGAUCUACAGAAAGACACUGUAGUAUAGUAUUACAGUAUUUUUAAGACUAUAACAGUCUUUCGAUUUUUUGUUCAAAAAUAAAAUUUCGGCACCAAAAAUGUGAAUAAAAUUUCGGGAUUUUAAUAUAUUAGAUUUUUUUGUAAAAAAUAAAAUUUUGGAAUUAAAAAUGUGAGUCCCGAAAUUUCGGGAUUUUUAUUCUUACGAUUUUUUGGAAAAAAUUAAAUUUCGGGAUUAAAAAUGUGAAUCCCGAAAUUUCGGGAUUUUUGGAGAUUUUGAUUUUUUUUUUAAUUUUUUUAAAAUAAUAAAAUUUUGGAACUAAAAAUGUGAAUCCCGAAAUUUCGGGAUUUAAAAAUUAUUUAAAUAUUGAAUCAAGCAACACUUACAAACACAUAAAACUUGUGUAAAAAUAUUUUUUGACUUUAUAAAAAAUAUGAUUUGAAUUAACCCGUUUCCAUGACCAAACCCGAAGUUUUGUUUAAAAAAUUCCAAACAACACAUACAUAUGUAUGUAUGUAUGUACAUAUGAAAUAAAAUUUUUUUAUUUAUUUUAUUUUAUUUGAGAAUAUAAAAUCAAAUAAAGUGGCCUAAUUAAAUUACAAUACUCUUUCUUUCUUAGUUAUAUGAGAUCCACAGCGCAGUUAAUAUUGAAAAAAAAUUAAUAAAAUUUACCAGAAAUUAAAGAAGUGAUAUUUUAUGAACUUUAAACAAGAAACAAAAUUAUGAAAUAUAUAUAAAAAUAAAAUAAAUUAAAUUAUAAAUAUAGGAUAACAAUUUAAAGAAUUCAAAAUAAGAAACACCUAAAGAAUCAUAAACAAAAUGUUUCUUAAAAAAUAAUAAUAAUGUUGAGCCAACAAACAAUAAUUAUGAAAUUCUGGAGGAAAAAUUUAACAAAAUUGAAAAAAAAAAAAUUUAUAAAGUAAAUGUAAAA